Molecule: messenger RNA, 1605 nt
Organism: Myxocyprinus asiaticus (Chinese sucker)
Lineage: Eukaryota; Metazoa; Chordata; Actinopteri; Cypriniformes; Catostomidae
Product: actin-related protein 2/3 complex subunit 1B-like
Exons: 10
Coding region: 191-1300 (369 amino acids)
Biological process (GO): Arp2/3 complex-mediated actin nucleation
Cellular component (GO): Arp2/3 protein complex; actin cytoskeleton
Molecular function (GO): actin filament binding
Source: RefSeq, a predicted model, not a curated record
AGUGGUUAUAUGUUUCUAGCAGAGAAGGGGAAGUAGUGCAUUUUUUGAGAGAAAAACGACUAAGGAAAUACUUAAGUUCAUUCAGAGCAAAGCCAGCGUUUGUGUUGACUGCUCAGAGUCCACGAACUCAGGCUUCUGUUGCAGGCUUUGUCAAGGUUUCCUGGAAUUCUAUAUUGUGGAAGAAACACCCAUGGCUUAUCACAGUUUCUUGCUUGAACCUAUCAGCUGCCAUGCCUGGAACAAGGACCGAACUCAAAUUGCAUUGUGUCCAAAUAACCAUGAAGUCCAUAUCUAUAAAAAAGAUGGAAACAACUGGAACAAAAUCCACGUGCUAAAGGAGCACAAUGGGCAGGUAACAGGCAUCGACUGGGCCCCAGAGAGCAAUCGCAUCGUCACCUGCGGCACAGACCGUAAUGCCUACGUCUGGACUUUAAAGGGAGACGUAUGGAAACCAACCCUGGUCAUUCUCAGGAUCAACCGCGCCGCCCGCUGUGUGAAGUGGUCUCCCAAAGAAAACAAGUUUGCUGUGGGCAGCGGCUCACGUUUGAUCUCUGUGUGCUAUUUUGAGCAGGAAAAUGACUGGUGGGUGUGCAAGCACAUCAAGAAGCCCAUCCGCUCCACCAUUCUUUGCUUGGACUGGCACCCCAAUAACGUCCUGCUGGCAGCGGGAUCAUGUGAUUUUAAAUGCAGGAUCUUUUCUGCUUAUAUAAAGGAGGUAGAGGAGAAGCCUGCUCCAACUGCAUGGGGCUCUAAAAUGCCAUUUGGAGAGGUUAUGUUUGAAUCGACUGGAAGUUCUGGCUGGGUACAUGGCGUCUGUUUCUCAGACAGCGGGAAUCGUGUUGCCUGGGCCAGCCAUGACAGCACUGUAUCUGUGGCCCAAGGCGGAAAGACUGCUGUCUGUGCCAGUGUCACUUCGGAAACCUUGCCUCUUUUGUGUGUUACUUUCAUUACUGAGAACAGCCUAGUGGCAGCUGGCCACGACUGCUACCCUGUGCUGUUUGUCUAUGAUUCAAAUAAAGCAGCCCUGUCUUUUGGAGGGAAAUUGGACGUGCCCAAGCAGAGUGCUCAGAAGGGUAUGACAGCCAGAGAGCGCUUUCAAAACCUAGACAAGAAAGCCUCCGCUGACAGCAAGGAAGCAGUGCUGGAAUCUGUGCACAAGAACAGCAUCAGCCAAAUCUCAAUUCUUGGUGGGGGAAAAGCCAAGUGUACCAAAUUCUGCACCACUGGUAUGGAUGGAGGCAUGGCUAUUUGGGAUGUAAAGACCCUCGAAUCUGCAAUGAAGGACCUCAAGAUUGUUUAGUGCAAGAACCCAAAGUGUAUCCAGAACCAAAUCUGUGCAGAUUGCUUGCUUUUUUAAUAAUCUUUUUUUUUUUUUUAUUAUUCAAUUGUCUAUACAUUUCUAUAAGAAUGUAUGUUUUAAGUGAUAUAAGGAUGCUGAUAAGAGUUUGGAAGCAGGUUCUGGAUGAACCAAGAGCUGUUUUAUGCAUUUUCUGAAUUUAUACAGUAUGCUGGUCAUAGAAUGCUUUUAUUCUUUAAUAACUGUAGGUACCUUGCCUUGAAUUUUAAUACUGCAAAUUGAAAUGAAUAAAUAUGAUUACCAAAUGA